GAAAGGCCACUACUGAAAUAGCAGACAUACUGCUGGAAAACCUAAAGCUAGCUUUGAAAAUCUACCUGAGGCCGUGUUCACAGUUUCCCUCAACAUUUUGCUAGUCUGUUUGACCAGUUUACCAAACUAGUGUUUAAGUUUUUAUGAUUCAUGGCACUCUAAUACUUCUCAGUUUCUCAAUUUAUAACCACAAAUAUACUGUGAAAUUGAACCUCCGUUAAAUGAUUAAUAUUGUGUAAUUAAAUAAAGUUGUUAAGAAAACACCCUAAGACAUACCAGUAUGAAUAAAUUAAUGUAAGAAUGAAUUCAGCAUGGUCAAAUAAGGUAGAUCUUUCCAGACCCAAUAUAGGAAAUUAGGAUCUGGGGGUUCAUUUCAGUCAAAAGCUCAGCCACCUUAAAUCCCGCAUUAACAGAAUUAACUCAGUCAUCUACUGUUGGAGCGAGUUUACCCCUGCCGUCCUUAUCUCACUCUGUCUUACUAUUGAGACAGACACUCAAUUCUCCAGCCAUCAUCUCCUGACUCAACACACAGGGUGUUGUUUGGCCUCUAACAUCAAAAGAAGAGGUCAAGCCAGUGAACAAGAACAUAUUUUGGACAAAGGAGACGGUCAAGCACCAUAGAAGAGGAAAGCCUCUGAAGAACUCAAGAGGCAGAUUCUUGCCGAGGAGUUUGACAGAACUGACAUAUCACUAAGGCACUAAAAUCAACUACCAUGGGAAAUGCCACCAGUAGCGCAAUAUCCAAGGAGAUCCUGGAGGACCUCAAGCUGAGCACCAAAUUCACUGAAAAUGAGAUCUGCCAGUGGUACGAGAAUUUUCAGAAGCAGUGCCCAACGGGACGCAUUACUCCAGAGGAGUUUGAGCAGAUCUACACCCGCUUCUUCCCUGAAAGCGACGCCAAGAGCUACGCACGACAUGUGUUUCGCUCCUUUGACACCAACGAUGACGGCACUUUGGACUUCAAGGAGUACAUUAUUGCUCUGCACAUGACCUCCACUGGGAAGACGACCCGAAAACUGGAAUGGGCCUUCUCGCUGUUUGAUGUAGACAAGAACGGAUACAUCAACAAGACAGAAGUGACAGAGAUCUGCCAGGCCAUAUUUAAGCUGAUCCCCAAGGAGGAGCAGAGCAAGCUACCAGAGGAUGAGAACACACCCGAGAAGAGAGCCGACAAGCUGUGGUCUUACUUUGAAAAGAAAGACAACGAGCGACUGGCUGAGGGAGAAUUCAUCAAAGGAGUGAUUGAAAACGAGAAUGCAAUGCGUCUCAUCCACUAUGAACCAAUCAAACAGUAAAGCCAGUCCUACUCAUCCCUUCUUCUUCUUUCCCUCAGUAGGUUCUUUCCAUACUUUUCCUUCUUCCUCUAAAAGCCACAUAUAUUUUCUCUUCCCUCCUCUUUAAUCCACUCAGCUCCUCUGUGUAAAUACUCUUUUCUGCAGUGUCUUUGUUGCAACUAACUUUUCAGUAAUUUUCCUUUGUUGUUUGUCAAUGAAUUUAUAUCAAAUAGAGGCUUAUAGAGGCAAAUUAUGGCAUAGUGUUUCAAAAUGUGUACAGACAAAAAGAAUAAUAUAGGAUGACUAUAUUGAUGCAAUACAUAAUAUAUACACAUACAUAUGUUCUAUUGUUAAACUUUUAAAUGGUUCAAGUAACAUUCUGGCUGGUUGUUAAUGGCAGUUAUAUAAGUAUCA
This is a messenger RNA of Toxotes jaculatrix (banded archerfish), 1688 nucleotides long. RefSeq names its product recoverin 2 (gene rcvrn2). Bases 714 to 1295 code for a protein of 193 amino acids. The transcript has 4 exons. Gene Ontology annotation, molecular function: calcium ion binding. The record is from RefSeq and is a predicted model, not a curated record. Lineage: Eukaryota; Metazoa; Chordata; Actinopteri; Toxotidae.